Cynara cardunculus var. scolymus (artichoke) is the source of this 4891-nucleotide messenger RNA. RefSeq names its product regulatory-associated protein of TOR 1. The record is from RefSeq and is a predicted model, not a curated record. The transcript is spliced from 23 exons. Lineage: Eukaryota; Viridiplantae; Streptophyta; Magnoliopsida; Asterales; Asteraceae. Gene Ontology annotation, cellular component: cytoplasm; TORC1 complex. Gene Ontology annotation, molecular function: protein-macromolecule adaptor activity; protein binding. Gene Ontology annotation, biological process: cellular response to amino acid stimulus; regulation of autophagy; cellular response to starvation. The coding region runs from base 351 to 4562 and encodes 1403 amino acids.
GUUCAGCCGCACUACUGUACAUGCGCCUCCAUAUCCCACCAUCAAUCCAUCCCCUGCUUCUGCUCUAGGGUUUCUUCAUCUCUUUUAGGGUUUUCAGACGCCAAUCUUUGUCUCCAUACACAUCGCUUCCCAUCUAAUAAUCCUGCAUCGUAGGGGUUUUGGACGAAGCUGGAUAACUCCCUCUCUUUUCUCAGAAGAAUCUCCAUGCGCCGCUGGUUUAGCGGCUUCGUUGAUUAGGGAUUGGCUUAUCUCUCUUUCAAAGGUAUAAAUUGGUUUUUAACGAGGUUGUUUGGAGGGGGCAACUCAAGGUUGUCCUAUCUAGGGCUAAGGGUUUGUUUCUUUUGAAUUGAAUGGCAUUGGGAGAUUUGAUGGAGUCUAGGUUUUCGCAGUCGCAGUCGUCAAUGGUGGCAGCGGUUUCUAAUCAUCUUGACGGGUAUUCCAAUUCGCAGCAUCCCAAUUUGAAUCAAAGCGUUCUUCUUCAAGAUGGAGUAGUGGAUGGUAAUAGGGAUAGAGAUUCUUCUUCUGAUUCAGUAGCUGCAGUGCAGAGGAUGGAUAAUCACAACAACAGGGAUAAAGAAGAUUCCGACACAGUUGCUUCUACUACUAGUUAUGGAGUUGGAAAUGGGAAUGCGGUGGUCACUGGGAUAGCGGCUACCAGUAUGGCAUAUUUGCCUCAAAAUGUUGUUUUGUCUGAGCUUCGACAUGAUGCAUUUGAGGUUUGCACCCCAUCCGGUCCUGCUGAAAGUGGGUUGGUCUCGAAAUGGCGACCUAAGGACCGGAUGAAAACAGGAUGUGUUGCUCUUGUUCUAUGUUUGAAUAUCAGCGUGGACCCGCCUGAUGUUAUAAAGAUUUCACCUUGUGCCAGAAUGGAGUGCUGGAUAGAUCCAUUCUCUAUGGCCCCUCAAAAAGCACUUGAAACAAUUGGGAAAACAUUGAGUUUUCAGUACGAAAGGUGGCAACCCAAGGCCAAAUACAAGAUUCAGUUAGAUCCUACUGUGGAAGAAGUGAAGAAACUCUGUACUACCUGUCGCAAGUAUGCCAAAUCUGAAAGGGUUCUAUUUCAUUAUAAUGGUCAUGGUGUACCUAAACCAACUGCCAAUGGUGAAAUUUGGUUUUUUAACAGGAGUUAUACACAGUAUAUCCCUUUGCCUAUUAGUGACCUUGACUCAUGGUUGAAGACUCCAUCGAUAUAUGUUUUUGAUUGCUCUGCUGCAGGGAUGAUCAUCAAUGCCUUCAUAGAGCUCCAGGAUUGGACGCCAUCGAGUUCUUCGGGAACAUCAUCAAGGGACUGUAUUUUACUAGCAGCUUGUGAAGCACAUGAGACCCUACCACAAAGUCAUGAGUUUCCUGCUGAUGUGUUUACUUCCUGCCUUACAACCCCCAUCAAGAUCGCAUUGAGAUGGUUCUGCACUCGUUCGUUACUACAUGAGUCGCUUGAUUAUUCGCUUAUAGACAGAAUACCUGGCCGCCAAACUGACCGUAAGACCCUUCUUGGCGAGCUGAACUGGAUUUUUACUGCAGUUACAGACACAAUUGCCUGGAACGUUCUUCCACAUGAUCUAUUUCAGAGAUUAUUCAGGCAAGACCUGUUGGUUGCCAGUUUGUUUCGGAACUUUUUACUUGCAGAGAGAAUUAUGCGUUCGGCAAAUUGUUCGCCUGUAUCUUAUCCAAUGUUGCCUCCAACUCAUCAGCACCAUAUGUGGGAUGCAUGGGACAUGGCUGCUGAAAUCUGCCUUUCUCAGCUCCCAACGUUGCUUGAGGAUCCUAAUGCGGAAUUCCAGCCAAGUCCUUUCUUCACGGAACAGUUGACAGCAUUUGAGGUGUGGCUUGAUCAUGGGUCUGAACAUAAGAAACCACCUGAGCAGUUGCCUAUUGUUCUUCAGGUUUUACUCAGUCAAUGCCAUAGGUUUCGUGCACUUGUGCUUCUGGGAAGAUUUCUUGAUAUGGGUCCAUGGGCUGUUGAUUUGGCCUUGUCAGUAGGAAUUUUUCCGUAUGUUCUGAAGCUAUUGCAGACAACCACACCUGAACUUCGACAAAUUUUAGUGUUCAUCUGGACAAAGAUUUUAGCACUUGAUAAGUCAUGCCAGGUUGAUCUGGUGAAGGAUACUGGGCAUACAUAUUUUAUCAGGUUUUUGGAUAGUGUGGAAGCGUACCCUGAACAGCGUGCCAUGGCUGCAUUUGUUUUGACUGUCAUUGUUGAUGGGCACAGAAAGGGGCAAGAAGCCUGUAUUGAAGCUAAUCUAAUUCAUGUCUGCUUGAAACAUCUUCAAGGUGGUUCAGCUCCAAAUGACACCCAAACUGAGCCACUGUUUUUACAGUGGCUAUGUCUUUGUCUGGGAAAGCUAUGGGAAGAUUUCACUGAAGCACAGAUAAUAGGCUUGCAGGCGAAUGCUCCUACUGUAUUUUCACUUCUACUAUCUGAGCCCCAACCUGAGGUUAGAGCUUCUGCUGUUUUUGCAUUGGGCACUCUACUUGAUGUUGGAUUCGACUCAUCUAGGGAUGUUGGAGAUGAUGAACGUGAUGAUGAUGAAAAAGUUGGGGCUGAAAUAAGUAUUGUUAAAAGCCUUCUGAAUGUUGUUUCAGAUGGAAGUCCGUUGGUCAGGGCAGAGCUUGCAGUAGCUCUUGCGCGCUUUGCAUUUGGCCACAACAGGCACCUGAAAUCUAUUGCUGCUGCAUAUUGGAAACCGCAGUCUAACUCUGUGAUUAGUUCUUUGCCUUCAUUUACUGUUAGGGGUUCAGUUAGUGGCUAUAAUACUCCUAAUCAGUAUUCUCAAAUUGGUCCGUUGUCAAGGGUGGGAGGUGACAACCAAGCAACUGCAAGAGAUGGCAGGGUUUCCUCCAGCAGCCCCCUUGCUACAUCUGGGAUAAUGCAUGGUUCUCCACUCUCGGAUGAUUCGUCACAGCACUCCGAUCCAGGCACACUGAAUGACUGCAUUACAAAUGGGGUUGUCAACCAUACAAAACCACGGCAGUUAGACAAUGCCUUGUAUUCACAAUGUGUAUCAGCCAUGUGUACGCUAGCAAAGGACCCAUCACCACGCAUUUCAAGUUUGGGCCGGCGAGUUCUUUCCAUAAUUGGGAUCGAACAAGUUGUGACAAAGUCUGUCAAACCCACCACAGGCAGUGUACGUCCAGGCGAAACCUCAACGACUGCCAAUAGUCUUGCUGGAUUAGCUCGUUCAUCUUCUUGGUUUGAUAUGAAUGGAGGUCAUCUACCUCUGACGACAUUUAGAACUCCUCCUGUCAGCCCUCCACGACCAAGUUACUUGACAGGAAUAGGAAUGCGGAGAGUUUGUUCUCUUGAAUUCAGACCACACCUAAUGGAUUCUGGGCUAGCUGAUCCUCUUUUAGGUUCUCCUGGAGUUCCAGGAGCUUCAGAGCGCAGUUUUCUUCCUCAAUCAACCAUCUAUAACUGGAGCUGCAGUCAUUUUUCGAAACCACUUCUUACAGCAACUGAUGGCACCGAAGAGAUUAUAGCUAGGCGUGAAGAAAGGGAAAAAUUUGCUCUGGAGCACAUCACAAAGUGCCAACAUUCUUCUGGUAGCAAUCUUCAUAAUCCAAUUGCUCGCUGGGAUACAAAAUUUGAGACUGGUGCUAAAACAGCUUUGCUGCAACCUUUCUCUCCGAUAGUGGUUGCAGCAGAUGAGGGUGAAUGCAUCAGAGUAUGGAACUACGAGGAAGCAACCUUGCUUAACAGUUUCAACAAUCAUGAAAAUCCGGACAAAGGGAUAUCAAAAUUAUGCUUGGUGAACGAGCUUGAUGAAAGUUUGCUCCUUGUAGCUUCAAGUGAUGGUAAUGUCCGUAUAUGGAAAGAUUACACUUCUCGGGGUAAACAGAAACUCAUAACUGCCUUCUCCUCAAUUCAUGGUCAUAGACCUGGUGUCAGGAGUGUGAGUGCCGUAGUAGAUUGGCAGCAACAGUCUGGCUAUAUGUAUGCUUCGGGUGAAAUUUCAUCGACCAUGGUAUGGGACCUGGAUAAAGAGCAACUUCUAAGUUCUAUUCCUCUAUCAUCAGAUUGCAGCAUUUCGGCAUUGGCUGCUUCUCAUGUCCAUGGGGGUCAAUAUGCAGCUGGCUUUGUGGAUGGUUCUGUCAGAUUAUUUGAUAUUCGAACACCUGACGGGAUUGUUUGUGUUACCCGACCACAUACUCGGAGAGUAGAAAGAGUUGGGGGUAUAGAAAGAGUUGUGGGAAUUGGCUUUCAACCCGGACUUGAUCCAGCAAAGAUUGUGAGUGCAUCUCAAGCAGGAGACAUUCAGUUCCUUGAUAUCAGAAAUCAAAGUGAUGCCUACUUAACGAUUGACGCCCACAGGGGUUCUCUGACGGCUUUAGCCAUUCACAGGCAUGCACCCCUUAUAGCCAGUGGAUCAGCUAAACAGCUGAUCAAAGUGUUCAAUCUUGAAGGUGAACAAUUGGGCACGAUUCGAUACUCUCCAACGUUCAUGGCACAAAAAAUAGGAUCUGUUAGUUGUCUAGGGUUCCAUCCAUACCAAAUAUUACUAGCGGCCGGAGCUGCUGAUGCCUGUGUUUCAAUCUAUGCCGAUGAAAUGUCACCACCGAGAUAAAACAAACAAACAAAUCCCUGAGAAAUGGAGCAGGAGAAAUGACGGGGAGUCGUAUACAUUCGUUAAGCCUCCAGAAGGAAGGCUGGUUGGUUGGUUGGUUUGGUGUGAAGUGAAGUGAAGUAUAUUUGGUGGAGGCUUGAGCAAAUAAUUUGAUACAAAAUGAUAGGCGGUGGUAUAAAAAUGGUGUAAAUAUUUCUUUUCAUCUUGUUUUCUUUGGGUUUUAGUGUGUUUUACUUACAGUGUUUCUUGGUCUCUAAUUUGUAAAAAUCCCCCCACCCUCUUCAAAUCUUUGCAUUUAUAUAUAAUUGAAAUUCCUUGUGAUUAAAGCC